Molecule: messenger RNA, 1246 nt
Organism: Nicrophorus vespilloides
Lineage: Eukaryota; Metazoa; Arthropoda; Insecta; Coleoptera; Silphidae
Gene: Kr-h2
Product: Krueppel homolog 2
Exons: 6
Coding region: 204-977 (257 amino acids)
Biological process (GO): endoplasmic reticulum tubular network organization; membrane organization
Cellular component (GO): membrane; endoplasmic reticulum
Source: RefSeq, a predicted model, not a curated record
UUUCAUUGGAUCUCAUUCACUUUUGAUGAGUGACAAAAUUAUGACGUUAGCUGAGUGACCAACAUCAAAUUAAAACUUCGUUUCCAGUUUGAAGCUGCUGUUGUCGUCGUGCAGAUACGGUCAUCGAGAGUUCAAAGCUCGUAGCAUUUUUUGAAACGUAUUGAAAUCAUCGCUAAAGGUAUAUUUCAUUGAAACUCUUCAAUAUGAGUGACUCAAAUAAUACCAAUAAUGACACCCCUGCAGCACCCAGAGGUCUGAACAUUGAGGCACUUAAGGCCCAUGUAAUUGCACACAAAAUAGAUGUGUGCCUUUGGACUAUACGAAUUUUAACCAUCUUAUUUACCAUUGGAUACUUUGUACCUCUUAUUGGAACCUCACAAAAUGCUUAUUAUAAAGCACUUAUUGCAAAUGCAGCUACAAGUGCAUUGAGAUUGCAUCAAAGGAUGGGAGGAUUCUCACUUUCCAGGGAACUGAUUGCUAGGUUAUUGACGGAAGAUAGUUGCCACUAUCUGCUGUAUUCAUUGAUCUUCUUAUAUGUUACUCCUGUGACUUGGGUUUUGAUACCAAUUGUACUGUUUGCAGUGCUUCAUGCUUCCAGUUAUGCUCUCACUCUUCUGGAUGCACUAGGACAAAACUGCUGGUGGGGAGCCAGGUUAUUAAUCUCUUUGGUGGAGUUCCAAUCUCGUAACAUUUUGAGGGCGGCUUCGUUAGCUGAGAUUAUCAUGAUGCCGUACACCGUCAUUCUUAUAUUCAUGGGAAGAGCUGGUUUGUUGACUCCUUUCAUCUACUAUCAUUUCCUGAUGCAGCGUUACGUCUCUCGUCGUAAUCCAUACACGAGGAAUAUGUUCCGCGAGUUAAGAGAUCUUGUCGAGCACAUCGGUCGUCACCGUUCGACUCCAGCCUUCGUAACAAAAAUCCUGAACCACGGUAUCACGUUCGUAUGCAAAUUGGCGCCACAGCCACAACCGCAACAAUAAAUUCCAUCGAUGUUUGUUCUACACACACUCACAGUUAUUUACGUUCUAAUCGCACUUUUGCAAAAGGCCCAAAAGAAAAAUGCAAGGCAUCUAUUGUUUUUUUAUCACCAAUCAAGAAGACUGACGGCCAUUGAAAAUUAAUUUUCAUUUGUGAAAGUGUUGAUUUAUUAUUAUUUUCUUCACAUUAAUGACUAGUGUUAUUGUUCUUUAUUUCCUGAACAGAGUAUCAUUUUUUUUUCUGGUGUUGUGUUGUAUGAUGGUUUUUUGAA